Molecule: messenger RNA, 2005 nt
Organism: Theobroma umbraticum
Lineage: Eukaryota; Viridiplantae; Streptophyta; Magnoliopsida; Malvales; Malvaceae
Gene: IQD22
Product: IQ-domain 22
Molecular function (GO): protein binding
Source: RefSeq, a predicted model, not a curated record
CUCCCUUCCUUCUCACUCCUACUCUGAACAAACUUACAAACGUCUCCUCUUCCCCACUUCCUCUCUCUCUUUCGUCUCUCGUCUCUCUGCAAAUGUAUUCCAAGAAACCUCACAAACCCAAUACUUUUUUCUUCUUUCAACUUCUCCACCAUUAAACCAAACCAAGUUAAACAAGACAAGGAGAGAAUAAAGAUAAAGAAACACAGAAUGGGCAAGGCUUCAAAGUGGUUCCGCAGCAUCCUCGGCCUGAAAAAAGCCGACUCCCUCCAGCAGCUUUCUUCUUCUUCUUCCCAGCCACCGCAACAACAACAACAACGACCUCAUAAAGACAAACGCCGUUGGAGUUUCGUCAAGUCCUUCCGCGAAAAAGACUCCAUUAUCUCCACUACCAAACACACGGCCGCCGCAAACAGCAGCAGUAGCAGUGUUGCGAAGUCGUCGCCUUACGGACUUCAGCAGCAACAGAAAGAACAUGUUUCCGUCGGCGCGAACGGCGAGUGUCAAGUAGUGGAUCCUAACAAGCACGCGAUCGCUGUCGCUGCCGCUACCGCCGCUGUUGCUGAAGCGGCUGUCGCGGCUGCUCAAGCUGCCGCGGCGGUGGUUAGGCUCACUAGUAGUAGCGGAAGGUGCGCGCGUGACCCGGCAUCUCACGUUAGCAGCAGCUGCGGCGCACACGAGGAGUUCGCUGCGGUUAAGAUACAAUCUGCAUUUCGCGGAUAUCUGGCGAGGAGGGCGCUGCGUGCACUAAAAGGUUUAGUGAGGCUUCAGGCAUUGGUUAGAGGUCAUAUAGAGAGGAAGAGAACUGCAGAAUGGGUAAGAAGGAUGCAAGCAUUGUUGCGAGCACAAGCACGUGCUCGUGCUGGGCGGGCCCAAAUUUCCGAGUCUUCACAAUCAAGCAGCAAAUCUUCCCACUUCCACCAUCCUGGUCCACCAACCCCUGAAAAAUUUGAACAUGCUAUUCGAUCUAAGAGUACAAAACAUGAACAAUCAUCAAUGCUGAAGAGAAAUGGGUCAAAGUCGAGUGGAAGGACUCUUGAUAAUCAUGAGAAAAUACCUCUAGGGAGGAAUCGAUCAGACCGUCGGAUUGAUGAACAAUCAUGGGACCAACGAGUGCAUUCAACAAGAGUUGGUCCUAUGGAUGAUGAAAAGAAUGACAAGAUCCUUGAGGUUGAUACUGGGAAACCCCAGUUCAGCUCUAAAAGGAGAAACCUGUUUCAUUCUACACACCUUGCUCUCAACUCCGAUCUCUAUAGUUGUAGUUUCACAAAUUCCAGAGACUCGCACCAAACAGCUCCUAGUCCUUCAUCGGGUGAAGUUCAGUCUACAAGUCCAUUGAAGUGCUCCCACAAGGUCGAGGAAAGCGCUUUCUGCACUGCUGAUAACAGUCCACAAUUCUAUUCAGCAUCAUCUAAAGGGGGUAGUUCUAGGGGGAGAAGCCCGUUUACUCCUGCUAAGAGUGAUGGCUCCAGAAGCUUUCUAAGCGGCUACUCAGACCACCCAAAUUACAUGGCUUACACUGAAUCUUCAAUGGCUAAGGUGAGGUCUCUCAGUGCUCCGAAGCAGAGGCCCCAAUAUGAGAGAUCUAGUUCAACAAAAAGGUAUUCCAUUCACGGUUUUGCUGAACUGAAGUCAAACACUCAGAGGUCUUCGUUGCAUGCAAGCUUCGCCAGCAAAGCUUACCCAGGAUCAGGUCGUCUGGACAGGCUAGGAAUGCCUGUUGGGUAUAGAUACUAAAAACAGUGGUUUCAAGUAAUGUCCCAAGUAUUUUUGGUGUUAGUAUUUAUCUAAUCCUGCUAACUCGUGUCCUUUAAUUGUUUUUACCCCUGGCUCUAGGAACAUUUAGCUCUUUAUGUUUAGGUUUAGUCAUGAUGAAGAAUCUGACCUUAGCUUUAUAACUCUUGUAGCCAUCUUUAUGUUUUAGGUGCAUGUGACUUCCAAAGAAUAUGUGCUCAAACAGUGUUUCACGGGUGGUUAAACAUAAUCAUAAUUGUCUUUUUAUCCUUUU